This is a messenger RNA of Diceros bicornis minor, 3807 nucleotides long. RefSeq names its product PHD finger protein 24 (gene PHF24). The record is from RefSeq and is a predicted model, not a curated record. The coding region runs from base 186 to 1388 and encodes 400 amino acids. The transcript is spliced from 9 exons. NCBI's taxonomy places the organism in Eukaryota, Metazoa, Chordata, Mammalia, Perissodactyla, Rhinocerotidae.
GCCCUGCGCGGUGCGCGGCCCGCGGUGUGGAGUCCGCCAGCCCCGGAGCCGCGUCCCGCACCCUGACGGUCCCGACACAUUGCUAGGCAGUGCAGAUAGACACUGUCCAGGGUAAAAACAAUCUAAUGGAGGAAACUGACAUUGAUCAGAUAAUCAUCCUAUCGAAUAUGUAAUGACAAAGAGCCAUGGGGGUGUUGAUGUCCAAGCGGCAGACAGUGGAGCAGGUGCAGAAGGUGAGCCUGGCUGUGUCUGCCUUCAAGGAUGGGCUGCGGGACAGGCCUUCCAUCCGACGCAUAGGUGAUCUCCCAGGGUCCCGCCGUGGCACUGUAGAGGGCUCUGUCCAGGAGUUACAGGAGGAGAAAGAAGCAGAGGCAAGCACCCCAAUGCUCCAAGAAGAGAGCAGUGUCAACCGUGCAGCCUGGGAGAGGCUCCGAGAUGGGCGUGGAGUGGAGCCCGAGGAGUUUGACAGGACCAACCAUUUCACACCCCCUGCCUUCAUCCGCCCCACCCGGAAGCUGGAUGAUGACAAGCCUCCAGAUAUCUGCUUGGAGCCCAGAGAGCCUGUUGUCAACGAUGAGAUGUGUGAUGUCUGUGAGGUCUGGACAGCCGAGAGCCUCUUCCCAUGCAGGGUCUGCACCAGGGUUUUCCAUGAUGGCUGCCUGCGCCGCAUGGGCUACAUCCAAGAAGACAGUGCAGCAGAGAUGACCGAGAUGGCCCACACGGAAACAGGCUGGAGCUGCCACUACUGUGACAACCUCAACUUGCUGCUAACUGAGGAGGAAAUGUACAGCCUCACAGAGACCUUUCAGCAGUGUAAAGUCAUCCCUGAUUGCUCCCUGACUCUGGAGGACUUCCUGCGCUAUCGCCACCAAGCAGCAAAGCAGGGGGACAGUGACAGGGCUCUAAGUGAGGAGCAAGAGAAGCAGGCAGCCCGCCAGUUUGCAGCUCUGGACCCUGAACAUCGAGGACACAUAGAGUGGCCUGACUUCUUGUCCCAUGAGUCCCUCCUACUUCUGCAGCAAUUGCGUCCCCAGAAUUCUCUAUUAAGGCUUCUGACAGUCAAGGAGCGAGAGCGAGCCCGAGCCACCUUCCUGGCAUGCGGCAGCAGGGGCACUAUCAGUGAGGCAGAGUGCCGCCGCGCCCAGCACUCUUGGUUCUGCAAACGCCUCGCAGGGGCUCCUUCCUGCAGUGUCAGCAUGAGCCAUGUGGGUCGCAUAGCAGACAGCAGCCCAGCCAGGAGCAGCAGCAAGAGCCAGGACAAGGCCCUGCUGCCCACAGAGCAUGAGUCCAGAUUUGUGGACUGGCCUACCUUCCUGCAGGAGAAUGUCAUCUACAUCUUGGCUGCUCGCCCCAACAGCACAGCCAUUCAUCUGAAACCCCCAGGAUAGCAUGGAGCAAGAAGCUCAGUUGGGGGACAGUGGCGUUCUCUCUCUCCUUUCCUUUCUCCCUUUCCCUGACCACCCUCUGGUACUGAAACUUCAGGGGAUGGGGCAUUGCCCGCAUCUCAGUUUGUCACUAAGCUUUAUGGCACUGAAAUCACCAUUCCACUCACAACAGAGGCAGUAAAUGCAUUGCCCAGGGAGAAGCCCUGGGAGCUGUGGCAGCAUCCACUCCUGGACCACCCCCUGCCCUCACAUCAUAGACUGGACCUGCCACUGCACACAUACACAUGCCUAGCUGUCCAUACCUUCAGCAACCUGGUUCUUUUUGGUUGAAAAAGGACCAGAGUUCCUUUGUGAAGCCUCUGGUAUAGAUGAGGGGUCUCUACUUACUCCUCCUACUGGCCAGUUCUGAUUUCUAAUAGGUAAGUCUCUGGCCGAGUGAUUCUUAAUAAGGGGGCAUAUCAGACUCACAUGUUCUCCUCUAUUGAAAACCCCUACUGUGGUGAGCCGCUGUUCUGGUGGGUGUGUGCUGUGUCCCUCAGCUGUGUUUGGGUGGGAAAAUAGUUGAAAACCACCACUGCACUUCAGCCAAUUACUUAUUUAAAUUGCAGUUCCUGGUGACAGAGAAGGCAACUAGUCUGUGGAGUCCUAAUCAGAAAAGGGAGAGGCAGCCUCUCCCAGGGACCCAGCAUUCUAGGAAUCUCUCAGCCAAGUUGUUUAAGUCCUGAUGUCUUUAGCAGAACGGUCAAAAACCAAGGUGAGCCACCCUGGCCCCUGUUUUUCAGAUGGGAGCUCAUGGCCCAGAGCCCAGGGGACCUGAAUGGAACAAGUAUGAUGGCAGGAGGCACAACCCUUUGUGUUAGAUGCUUCACCCAAGUCAGCUACCAGAGAGACCCAAAGCCUGAGCUCCAGUGAGGACAAGGUCCGGAUGGAAGAGCAGAGGAGAAGGCUCAUGCUUUUCCACCCUUCCAGCUCAGCUGCAGACCUAGAAAAGUGUCCCGUUGUGUGGAGAACAGAGCCAGCCUCUUCCACAGCCCAAGAAAGAGCAGCUCCACAGAAGCUCUGAGCAGGGAUUCCUUUGACCCACCCUGACAAUGAGGAUAAGGGGCUGGAGCUAAGAAGAGGAUUGGCACCUCAGCUUUCUUGAGCAGAGCAAGUUGCAGCAAAACCUCACAGGAGGCAGAGGCUUUCCCUUCUCCCAUCACUGAGAUAUGGCCUGAGUUGCUGCGUCUCCCUGCUGCUCACUACAUGUCCUUCCCCACCAGCCUAGGGCCUGGGCCUGGCAUGGAAGGACUUAGGGGACAGGCAGAGGCUGCCACAAGGCCACCAAGCCUGACCUCCAAGCCCCAGCUGUCCUUCCUAAGUUCUCAUCAGGUUUUCAAGUCAGUGCCUGUUGGGGGUCAGCCCUGGCCCUGGGGUUCAGGUUUCUGUUUCCAACCUAAUGACUUAGAUUUAGCCAGAUCUGACUACCAAGAGUUAUUUGUGGGAGUUAGCUCAGUCAUGCAUAAGCUAACAUAUCCCCAUUACUCAAGGCUCUUGUACUAAAUUGGAUGCUUACAGCAUAGUGCUCAGGGUUGAGAUGCUCAGAGAAAAGGGGGGAGCUGCAACCAGGGGCAUGGUGAGAGCACUAUAUGGUCUCUUGCAGAAACUGCCUGACCUAGAAGCAGGGUGAGAAGCUUCUGGAGUUGGAUUGUCUAGAACUGAAGUGAAGCAGAUAGAAGAUGAAUCUAGGUUCAUGUGUAUGGACCUGAACAACCCACAGCUUUUUGUAAAUACUCCUUAGCCAUAGUCCCAAGACUGAUCAGUAGGAGGGGCCAUUAUUCAGUCCAGCCAAAAAAAAAGGAAAAAGAGAAAGCACAUGACCCGGGCCCAAGGACUGCGUCUGAGGCAGCCGGGCCUGGGAUUUUGCACUGAGAAGAUUAAAGCACAUUAGCACAAGGGCUCUCACUUACUCUCCUGGAAAAUCACCUUCUAUGCCAAUCGCCUUGGGCUGCUUGAUCUCACAAAGUGAGCAUUUUGAGUAGUGACACGCUGUAGGCUUUGAGAGCCGAACAGCUUUUUUUCUCCUGCUUUGUCAUCAGUCACAGGGACUGGAGGUCCACCUUGUUCCCUGAUCCCUCACAAAUCAAGGUGAUGCGUUCCUCUCUGGAGCUGCAGCUUCCAGAUUUCUGUGAGUGACUGGUGAAAGACUGUGGGCGAGAUGAGGCUGUCUGUAUCCCAGGGCCUGGCAAAGCAGGCCCCAGAGUUCUUCCACAAUAGGAUCAGGCCCACUUGAGAUUACGCCUCUCCCUAUUCUAGGACAGCAAGCUUCCUUGGUUGGGGUGUGCUGCAGAGGGCCCAGGGGACACUACUCCCAGCAAAGGAUAGAGUUCCCAGCCUACCAGAGUCCUAGGAAGCAGAAAAGCAUGGAGAAGCAACCAGCCUC